This is a messenger RNA of Mya arenaria, 3184 nucleotides long. RefSeq lists its product as uncharacterized. The record is from RefSeq and is a predicted model, not a curated record. Bases 87 to 1502 code for a protein of 471 amino acids. Lineage: Eukaryota; Metazoa; Mollusca; Bivalvia; Myida; Myidae. The transcript is spliced from 9 exons.
CGCUAUUAUGAGAUGGGCUGGGAAUUCCUCGUUCACUCGGCUAUAUAUUGGCUUGCGCAUCUCUCUGCAGCCAGUUUACGAUAACGAUGGCGGAGUUAGAUUUUCCAGCGAUCCAGUCAAGAGAUAUCGAGAGGGUUCGGAGGAAUGAACUUGAUCAGCUCAUUCACAGUCAGGGAGAGGUGGCCAACUGUUUGGAGCUCGCCUACAUGAAGCUCGGGGAUCAUCCGGACCUUGCAAAAAGGGUUCGCCAAGCAUCAGUCAACGCUAGAAGCCGACACCAGGACACCUCAUUCAUGAUGAAAAGCUACGCCGUUACGUCCAAAAACAUUAUAAAGACUAUAGUUCCACUGUUGAAAAUGGCAGCGAAAUUCAAGAACGAGCCUUUAAUGAAAAAAGCUUUCAAACAAAUUGAAGAAAACGCUGUUGCCAUGAAGGAGGAGACGAAGAAACUCCAAACAGGAUACAAGGCAAUCCAGCAACAAGUUUCGGAUGACUACAGUGAGGCUUUUACAAUUAAGAAACAGGUCGAAGACACGCAUAGCAAGCUAGAGGUAGAAAUGCACAGCGCUAGGAAACAAGCUGAUCUUGCGGAGGCGGCGGCGAAAGAUUCUGCAGUGAUUGUAGAAACCUGCAAAAUGGAUGUUGACAAAUCAUCCGAGAAACGGGACGAAGCAUACAGGUUAAAAUCAAAAAUAGGUGAGAAAAUGGUGGUUGACAUCGAAAAGGAGGAGUGGACUCCAGCUGCAGCCGUUUUGACAGGAGCUGCUCUCGGCACACCGGUAUCUCUUGUCGCGGGAGCUGCCUACGCUGCCGGGAAAUUGAUAUACAAUUUCAUGUCCAACAAAAAGAAUAAAGAAUCAAAGGAUGACCUUGCAAAGUUCAAAGCAUUUGAGAAGUCGUAUAUAAACGCGUCAGAUGAGGUGGACAGAGAAAGAGAACGGCUUGAGAAACACAGAAUGGAAACAAUCGACCGGAAGAAGGAGGCAAUUGAUAACGUUCGAAAAAUGAGGGAGAUGUGUUCCCAGCAUGUGUCCGCAGGUGAUCCACAGUGUCUCGUGGUUGUACAGGAAAAUCUUGGAAAGGUGGAUGCAAUCCUGACAAGAAUUAUCGAAUUUUGGUCAUCCAUGGCUGCCGUUGCACAAGAUAUUAUUGAGAAUGGCAAAACUCUUCCACGAAUUCUUAUCGGUCUUGAUGAAAGCUUUAUAGAAGAAGCACCAGAAGAGAUGAAAGCAGAAUUGAACGGAAUGGUUCAAAACUGCAUUCUUGAUGUUGAAAAGGGCUGGAACCUUGUUGGAGGCAUAUGCUAUGUCUACAUACGCGACAAUGAUAUCCGUUUGCUGCGAGACUACGAGUUCUUGUCCAGACCUAUUGACCAGAUGGCGCAAGCUGAUAGGAGAACAAGAGAGUCGAAACUUCUGAUGUUGAUGGAGCAAGAGGUUGAGAAAGCCUAUGCCACUGAAGCGGCACGCGAGGAAGCGGAAGAGGAAGAUAUGUGCAUCUAGAUGAAUCUAGGUUUCACCAACAUUUAAGUCUUAAAGCUUAAUUAACAUUGGUGCCCUUUCCACGUAAUAAAUGAAUCCAAAUUGAAGCAAAAAUAAAUUUUCAAAUUUUACCUCUUCGUUAAUUAUAUUAAAUCUUUGUAAUCGUUAUUGUCUUUCCUUAUGUAUCUCGACCCAAGUUUUGUUUAUUGUAUAACACAUACAAACAUGUUUAAGCAAAUACAAUGUAUGCAAAGGCAUGAAUUCAAGCUGUUUGAAAACGGUUUAACGAAGAGCAGAACAAUAUUAUUAUUAUUACUUUUAAGGAAAAUUAUUACUUCAUGUAAAUGUAGUUUCUUAUGAUGUCGCAAAGUAAUAUUUAUAUGAAAAACUACAGGAAAAAGCACACCAAAAGUUUAAACAUAGACAAACAUUGGCAGGUUAUUCAGAGAUGGUUUUGAGUAUUUAGAUAAUAUAUUGACAAAAGUUUGCUUGUUUCUGUAGCUUUUCGCAUAAAUAUUGUCAUUUUAUUAAGCCAUUGUUCAAUGAUAAUCUUGAUGCCUGGUGACCCCAUACAAUUCGUGUAUCAUUUGAAAGUGUAUAACGUGCUGCAUACCUAUAUGUAAAAAAAUGCAAAAACCAAAUUAAAUUUUAAGUCAUUUGAGUUAGAUGUUUUGUUUAAUAUUUCAACUGCACAUAAAGCCCUUUCGAAUAAUACCAACUAGGUUUGAGGCCUUUAGACAUUCACAAUUCAUGUAACUGAGUUUUUGAUUGUAAUUUUAAAUACUGUAUGAUAUAUAUUGACCAUAAACUCUGAAACUGAAUACUAAUUAAACAUAGGUAUUUGUUUUCAAACCUUCAUAUGGAAAUGCAUUAAUUGACAUUGUAGCGAUGUGUAUUGAUUUGUUACUUGUUGUACGUAUCUUCUCUAUAGAAAGGAUGGAACGUAUUGUGUUUGUCUAUAUAUAUAUCUUGUAUAUGCAGGUCAAUUCAAAAAUGUUAAUCAAUGGUGAAAUAGGAAACCCUACAGAUGAUAACCGUUAAAAAGACAGAAUAUAGUAUAUAUUAUGACAAUGUUACAUGUAAUAGUUAGAUGACAUGAAGUAAAAUCUUACUCAUCAACGUUUUACAUCGGGUCAUCUUACUAACUUACUGACAAUACAACGACAUUGGCCGACACAUUGUCAACGCUAAAUCUGACACUAAUAGUUUGCAUAUGUUGAGUGGCAGAAGGCGGACCUUUAAACACCCGGAAAAGGUGCAAUUGUUAAUGAUUAAGCCUAGUACUUAGUGAUUUUAUUGCCUGAAAAUGUAGCUUGUAUUCUUAUCAGUUGUUGCAUACCGUGUUUGUGACUUCCAGACAUAAAUGUAUAUAUAGACACCCAUACGAUUUACAGGAAAAAUCUGACUAGUGUAGGAUUCGGAUAUAGAUUAAAAACAUGAAUGUGUAUAUAUAUAUACAUACAUACGUUUAACUAUCAUAAUCAACUUCAUAAGUGGUUAUAUGCGUGAUGUUAUGUGUGGAAAUAAUAUUGUGUUAUGUUAUGUUCAACAAAUUAUAAACAGAAACUACUCACCAGUGGAAGAAACCAUUUGAACGCCAGUUUAGUGUCAUUAAUACACCUUUUUGUUUGUUUUGUGGAAAAAGGUAUAGAAUUUUCCCCUAUUAUCUGCUUAUGAAAUAGAAAUGCUCUGCUUGAAUUGGA